AUGCCUCCGAAAAGCUCGGUGCCAAAGUACACCAUCAGGCUGGGCUUGGUGUGGCUGGUGCCGUUGGCCACGCUGGUGCUGGGCUGCUUCCACUGGAUCCCAGUGCUGCUGGCGCUGCUGCUGACGCCGCUGGAGGUGCCAAAGGUCCGGGCGCGGCUUUUUGGGCGCGCCAAGAAGCUGCUGCCCUGCCUUAAGGUGCCCGCGCUGCUGCGGCUGUCCGUGCUGUGGCUCCUGCAGGUUUGGUUCCUCAUCCUUUGGAGAGCUUCAGACGCAGAGCCAGCGAGCAGCAUUGAUGCUGUACAGAAGAUCUCCGUAGUGCUGCCCUGCGCUGGCGAGGGGCAGUAUGCGCUGAACACCGUGCGCGCGGUCUACGAGACCACGCCGCAGUCGGUGCUGCAUGAGAUCAUCGUGGUGGACGACGGCACGGAUCCGCCCCUGGAGCAGAGCUUCCUGACUCCGGAGGUGCUGGACAAGUACGGCGCCACCAUCCUCCGCCAUGCGGAGACAGUGGGUCUCAUCGGUGCGAAGAAGGAUGGUGGCGACGCUGCCACUGGCGACAUAGUUGUUUUCUUUGACUGCCACGUAGCUCCCCAGCCUGGCUGGCACGAGUCCUUCCUCAGGCUGAUUGGCGAGAACUACCGGCGCAUUGUCACCCCUGUCAUCACAGACCUGGAUGUCGGGACAUGGCAGCAGAUUGGGGGCAGCCACGGCCAGGCCAAAUGCUACCUCACUUGGGAUGCAGACUUCAAAUGGUUCAGUUCAGAGGACCCGUAUGUGCCCAUCCUGUCGGGUGGCCUGCUGGGUAUCAGCAAGCGCUGGUGGAACGAGACCGGAGGCUACGAUGUGGAGAUGGUGGGUUGGGGUGGCGAGAACUUGGACCAGUCCCUGAGGAGCUGGCUCUGCGGAGGUGAGAUCAUGAUGGCGCAGGACUCCUUCGUCGCGCACAUGUGGCGGAAGCCCGAUGAUCCGCGGACCCGCGCCAACUAUCAGGUGAAAGCAGGCGCCGCCAGCCGGAACCGGCUCCGCGCGGCCAUGGCUUGGUACGGCGAGUUCUCGGAGAAGUUGGCAUCUUUCCCUGGCCUGCAGUCCAAGCGGCUCAAUCCCGAUGGUACACCCUGGUACGGGAACUUAGAUAACAUCCUGGAGGUGAAGAAGCGGUUGAAGCCAGAGGCCCAGAAUCUUUGA
Molecule: messenger RNA, 1185 nt
Organism: Effrenium voratum
Lineage: Eukaryota; Dinophyceae; Suessiales; Symbiodiniaceae
Source: the annotation of a GenBank genome assembly